AUGGUAGAAUCUUCAUUGUUAUCAGGAAUUUUUUCCUCAAAUCCAUAUUUUUCAGCAGGAGUUGGAGUUAUCGGGGUAGGAGCAGGCCUAGCAGCCUUAAGAAAAGGGUUGAUGUAUGGACUUACCAUAACGCGUAGACAAAUGCUUGUAUCUCUAGAGAUUCCUUCAAGAGACAAGUCAUAUCAAUGGUUUUUGCAAUGGAUGUCACAACAGUCCAAACAGCGAAUACAUCAAUAUGCAGUAGAAACUAGUUUUAUACAACAUGACAAUGGUAGUGUUAGUACGGCAUUCAGCUUGGUUCCAGGACCAGGAAAACAUUUCUUUAGAUGGAAAGACACCACUACUUCUUUGGAACAAAUUUUGAAAUGUGUUGAGCGUCAACGAGAUACCAAGAUGUUGGAUAUGACUUCUGGUAGUCCAUGGGAAACCGUCACGUUGACAACAUUGGCCCGUGACCGACAUUUGUUUGGAGAAUUGUUGAAGGAAGCACAAAAACUAGCAUUAGCUAAACAAGAAGGAAAAACUGUUGUUUUUACUAGUUGGGGGCCUGAAUGGCGACCUUUUGGAUUACCAAGAAAACGUAGAUUAUUAGAUUCGGUGAUAUUAGAUAGAGGAGUUAAAGAAAGGGUAGUUAAAGAUGUCAAAGAUUUUAUUAGCAAUGGCAAAUGGUAUAAUGACAGAGGAAUACCAUAUAGGCGUGGGUAUUUGUUGUAUGGGCCACCAGGAAGUGGUAAAAGUAGUUUUAUACAAGCACUUGCAGGGGAGUUGGAAUAUAAUAUUUGCAUAUUAAACUUGGCAGAAUUGGGAUUAACAGAUGAUCGAUUAAAUCAUUUGAUGAGCAAUGCACCCCAACGAAGUAUUAUAUUAUUAGAAGAUAUUGAUGCAGCUUUUAACCCAAAGCAAUUGCCGACAACUACAACAGAAAAACAGCAAUAUCGUGGAAGCGGAUUAUUAAAUGCAUUGGAUGGAGUGGCAUCAUCUGAAGAGCGUAUAAUAUUUAUGACAACUAAUCAUUUGGAACAUCUUGACAAUGCAUUGAUUAGACCUGGUAGAGUUGAUGUCAAAGAGUUGUUUGAUAAUGCAAGUGAAUACCAGAUUCAUAAUAUGUUUUUAAGAUUUUAUGAGGGGGCAGAUAUGUUGGCAGAUGAAUUUGUUAAGAGAGUGCGAGGUAAAGGAGUGAGUACAGCCCAAUUACAAGGACAUUUUGUGUAUUAUAAAAACAAUGCAAAAGCAGCAGUUGCAAAUUCAGAUUCUGUUAUGAAGAAUUGUAUUUUGGCAGCAAAUGGCGAGGAGGAGGCUUAUCAUUUAACACCAUAUGCUACUUAUUUAUUGAUUGCUAGAACGAUCUUGGUUGAACAUGAUUAUUUAUUAAAAGAUUUGAAAACUGAAAAUUGGUGGGCUUUAAGAACUUUAUUUCUUCAACAACGUAUACUAGAUGAUGUUGUUGAAUUAAAAAUGAGAUUUUAUUUAGAGCAUGGACUUGUUUAUCAUUAUUAUUUUAAAGAUUUUUUAUCUGUUGAACAAUUUCAAAAAGCUCAAAAUUUCAGUGGACUUGAAUGGAAACUCACAGGUGCAUUAGGAAAAAGAACAAAAUUUCAAACAUUUGAUGUAACCCAGUUAUUAAUUGUUGCAAAUAGUAGUACUGGAAACAAUGAUGAAAAAAUUGAACUUACCAAACAAAACAACAACAAUAAAAAUGACGAAGUUGUUGAUAAAUUUGAUCUAAAGAAUCAAAAGAAUCUUAAAGUGAUAGAUCAAUGUAUUUUAUUGGCCUUCUGUUUAAAUGUAAAGAAUAUUAAUCCAUCUCAUGGCAUAACCACAGAACAGAUGGUCCCAUAUGUAACACGAGUUCUUGAAAAUCCAAACAAUUGGAUGGUAUACACAAUGGCUCUAUUGCUUAGAUCAAGACUGGAAAAAGAACAUUCACGUACAAUGGAACGAUCUGUUUUACAACUUCAAGCUCUUGUGGAUCAAUUUCCAUUACAUGAACUAUCAAGUGUGAAAGAACGUAUAUUAUAUUUCUAUCAAAUUUUAAUACCAUCGAAAUGGGAAAUGGAAAGAGAAUUGGCCAUACAAUAUUUGUCAUUAGGUGUUGUACGUUCAGCUUUACAAAUCUUUGAAAGAUUGGAAAUGUGGGAGGAUGUGAUAAAUUGUUAUAUUAUUCUGGAAAAAGAAGAAAAAUCCAAAUCAAUAAUACAACAACGAUUACUUGUUACACCAAAUUCACCCAAAUUAUAUUGUUUAUUGGGAGAUAUAGAGAAAAAUCCAAAACAUUGGGAACACGCAUGGGAAGUAUCAGGGAAUCGAUAUGCAAGAGCUAUGAGAUCAUUGGGAAGUUAUUGGUAUAAACAAAAAAAUUUUAUGAAAUCAAUAGAAUGCUACGAAAAAGCAUUAAAAAUCAAUCCGCUAUUUGAAAAUUCAUGGUUCAUUAAAGGAUGUGCAGCAAUGCAUAUGGAAAAUUGGGAGUUGGCUAUUGAGGCAUUCACACGUACUAUUUCUGUUAAUCCCGAAAACUCUGAAUCAUGGAAUAAUCUUGCUACCAUAUUUCUAAAACAAAAUCGAAAGUUUGAAGCCUUCAAUUCAUUUCAGCAAGGAUUGAAAUUAAAUUAUGAUAAUUGGAAAAUAUGGACAAAUUAUAUGUAUACAUGCGUGGAUAUAGGUGAAUUCAAUGAGACAAUCAGAGCAAUGGAACGUAUAGUUGAAUUAAGAUGGAGAAAAGACAGGGAUAAUUGUGUUGAUAUAGAAGUAUUAGAAAUAAUAGUUAAUGCAAUCACAAAAGACAUUAAAGAUAUAAAUAAAUCAGAUUCAAGUAGAUUAGCACCAAGGCUGGAGAAACUAUUAAUUGAAACAAUAACAUCAAAAAUAACAUCAAAUUAUGAAAAAGAUUAUAAACAAUCAUUAGAAUCAGAAUUGAAAGCCUACAGGAGUGUUUUAUAUGAUCCAAAAUUAGAAAGCUCAGAACAAGUAUUUCAUAAAGUCUCAAAGAGUGCAUUAGAGGUUGUAGAAGCGUACCAGAAUCUUGGCGAGUUGAAAAGUCAAAAGAAAAAAUCGAUCGAUGGUAAAGAAGUUAUUGAGGAAGAGAUGGUUUGUGAAGAUUGGUUGUAUCAAGCUAAAACUUUAUUAAAAAGUUUAAUAGGUAGAACUAAAAAAUCUUUUGAAGGAACUGAAACACAUGAUCAAUUAAUUAAAACUUUAAAAGAGUUAAAAUAA
Messenger RNA from Entrophospora sp. SA101, 3210 nucleotides. The record is from the annotation of a GenBank genome assembly. Lineage: Eukaryota; Fungi; Glomeromycota; Glomeromycetes; Entrophosporales; Entrophosporaceae.